This is a messenger RNA of Acyrthosiphon pisum (pea aphid), 2139 nucleotides long. RefSeq lists its product as uncharacterized. Lineage: Eukaryota; Metazoa; Arthropoda; Insecta; Hemiptera; Aphididae. The transcript has 3 exons. The record is from RefSeq and is a predicted model, not a curated record. Bases 286 to 2139 code for a protein of 617 amino acids.
GAAAAUUUUGUAACUCAAAUAGGAGGCACUGAUGCAAAAAACUUUGUGAAACGUAUAUUUCAAAGACUCUUUUCAAAUGAAUUGUCGUCCAAGUGUUCCUGGACUGGUUUCCGUAACAAUUUCAAACUUGAAAACCUUACAAUUGUGGCCAUAAUAAAAGGUGUAUUAUUAUCUAUGAAUUUUGUAAAUCAUAAUUAUUAUUUAAAUGAUUUCUAGGUGUAUGCAGAGAUAAUUUUAAAAUUUCUGAUAUAGAGUUUGAAACUCUUGUCAAACAUUGGUUUCGCCAUGGAGCUCAACGUUUGGCUCGGGAUCAGUUGCUGUGCAAAAAUAAAUAGUUUACAAUUAAUUAAGAAAAGGAAACCUCUCCACUGCAUGUCCAAGAGGAACUUCCAACGAUAUUUAGAAACCAAAAAGAAAUUAAAUUGUAUAAAGGAUCCAAUGUUGUCAAAUAAUGUAAGAAUCAAUAAAUCUUUCAAUAAUUUAACUUCUCAGGAAUCUCAGCCUUCAUUAACUAGUUCCUGUACUGAAACGACCAAUAACAUUACAUUAUAUCCUACACCAAUUGAUUUACAAUUUUCGGAUGAUAUAAAUAAUGUUAAUAAUGAUGCUGCUAAUACCCCUAAAACUAUAUUAAAUAAAAAUAAUGUUACCCUUAAAGAUAAAUUAUGUAAACUUAUAUCAGAUUAUCAUAUAUCUCAUAAUUGUGUCAAUGAACUUUUACAAAUUUUGAGAUCUGAAGGUCUUGACUUGCCAAAAGAUGUUAGAACUUUACUAAAAACUCCAAAAACUCACGAAAUUAUUAAUGUAUAUCCUGGAUCUUACAUCCAUAUUGGAGUAGAGUAUAUGGUAUCACCUAUUUUGGUUGCUUAUUUUGAUAAAUUAAAAUGUACUAAUCUAAUACAAUUAAGUAUUAAUAUUGAUGGCUUACCAAUCACCAAAAACUCCAAGUCUACCUUAUGGCCAAUAUUAAUUUCUUUUGUUAACAUAGUCGAUUUAAAACAUAUUGUUUUGCCAGUAGGCAUAUACCAUGGGAAAUUUAAAAAACCUGAUUCAAUUUUUGAUUUUUUAAAUAAUUUCAUGGUGGAAAUGAAAAAUAUUUUAACUCAUGGAUUAUGUGUAAAUAAUGUAACAUUUAAAUUUGAAAUAAGUCAAGUAGUGUGUGACGCACCUGCGAAAGCAUUCAUUUUAAACGUUAAAUCUCAUAAUGCAUAUAAUAGUUGCAAUUCUUGCAUUGAAGAAGGUGAAUUUAUCAAUAACAGAAUGUCAUAUUUAGGUAUUUCGGCCGCUUUAAGAACUGACGAAUCAUUUAAAAAUAAAAAAGAUGAAAAUUAUCACAAAGGUGAAUCCCCAUUAGAAAGUUUUCCAAUAAAUAUAAUAUCUACUGUUGUUAUGGAUUAUAUGCAUAACGUUUGUCUGGGGGUGAUGAAAAGAAUGUUAUUAUUUUGGGUAAAAGGUAAAAAGCCAGUUAGAUUUCUUAAUAAUAAUAUAGAAUUAGAAAUAUCUAAUCAAUUGAUAGAAUUUAAACCAUUCUUUCCAUCUGAGUUCAAUAGAUUGCCUAGAAGUUUAGAAGAAUUAGAAUACUGGAAGGCAACAGAGUUCCGUUCUUUUUUAUUGUACACAGGUCCAAUAGUAUUAAAAGGGAGACUACAAAAAAAUUUUUAUCAACAUUUUAUGUUGCUUCACUGUGGAAUUCGGCUUUUAUUAAAUUCAGAAACAUGUAUAAUUUAUAAUGAUUUAGCUAAUGAUAUAUUAAAACAGUUUGUAACUCAAUAUCCUAACCUUUAUGGAAAUGAGUAUGUAACAUAUAAUGUACAUGGUUUGAUACAUUUGUCUGACUUUGUAAAAAUACACGGUUCACUGGAAAAUUUUAGUGCUUUCAAGUAUGAAAAUUGUUUGCAAAUUAUGAAAAAAACUGUGAAAAAUUCAAAGUAUCCGCUUCAAGAUGUGUAUAAUAGAAUUGUUGAACAAUAUUCUCAAGUACAAUUAUUACCUACUUACCCAAUUUUAAAAAAUCAGAUUGAUUACAAUCCACUAAUUCAUAAUGACCCUACUGUGACAUUAUAUAAAGAACUCAUAACUUCCAAUUUUACUAUAGCUCAAUUCAAAGCAGUGUUUAUGUUAUUGCAACAUACUGUAUAA